Rangifer tarandus platyrhynchus (Svalbard reindeer) is the source of this 303-nucleotide messenger RNA. Lineage: Eukaryota; Metazoa; Chordata; Mammalia; Artiodactyla; Cervidae. The record is from the annotation of a GenBank genome assembly.
AUGUCUCUCCGUCCCGGGGCUGGUAGCCCCCGACGCCCGGCAGGGACUCCCUGGCACGGCCUGGAGCAGGUAGACGAAGAUGCUUUUAUCAGCAGGACGUCCCCAGUGUCCAGAGGUCCCCCCCGGGAGCUGAGCCAGAGCCUGGCCUCCCUUGGGCAUGCAGGGUGUGGGCAACCUGAGUCUGCUGAGCUAACUCUUGACUGCGUAGCAACCGUGACCCACCACGUGGGCAGUGAGCCCAAACGAGCCCAAGCUGAGGAGGCAGAAAGGGAAAAAAACCCACCAGAUGCACAGCAGGUGUGA